Messenger RNA from Microthlaspi erraticum, 939 nucleotides. The record is from the annotation of a GenBank genome assembly. Lineage: Eukaryota; Viridiplantae; Streptophyta; Magnoliopsida; Brassicales; Brassicaceae.
AUGCUGUCGCAAAAGCUUCAUGAAGCAUUUAAAGGUACGGUGGAGAGGAUCACAGGUCCUCGUACGAUCUCGGCGUUCAAGGAGAAGGGAGUACUCAGCGUCAGCGAGUUCGUGCUCGCCGGCGAUAAUCUCGUCUCCAAGUGCCCUACCUGGUCCUGGGAAUCUGGUGAUACAAGCAAAAGGAAGCCAUACUUGCCCUCGGACAAACAGUUUCUGAUUACUAGAAAUGUACCUUGUCUACGGAGAGCUGCAUCUGUAGCAGAGGAAUAUGAAGCUGCUGGAGGUGAAGUGUUGGUUGAUGAUGAAGAUAAUGAUGGUUGGCUAGCGACACAUGGGAAGCCAAAAGAUAAAGGCAACGAAGAAGAAAACUUGCCAUCCAUGGAUGCCUUAGAUAUAGACGAGAGAAAUGCUAUAAAAUCUAUACCUACGUAUUUUGGAGCUGAGGAGGAGGAAGAUAUUCCAGACAUGGAGGAGAUUGAUGAAGCUGACAAUGUGGUCGAAAAUGAUCGAGCAACUCUUCAGUCCACUUAUCUUGUGGCUCAUGAGCCUGAUGAUGAUAACAUUCUCCGAACUCGGACAUAUGAUAUCACCAUAACGUAUGAUAAGUAUUACCAAACUCCUCGUGUUUGGCUGACCGGUUAUGAUGAGUCAAGGAUGCUGCUGCAACCUGAGCUUGUAAUGGAGGAUGUGAGCCAAGACCAUGCUCGUAAAACGGUUACAAUCGAAGAUCACCCACACUUGCCUGGGAAACAUGCUUCAGUCCAUCCAUGUCGACAUGGAGCUGUUAUGAAGAAAAUUAUCGAUGUAUUGAUGUCGCGUGGAGUAGAACCUGAAGUUGACAAGUACCUCUUCCUGUUCUUGAAGUUCAUGGCAUCAGUUAUUCCAACAAUCGAGUAUGAUUACACUAUGGACUUUGAUCUCGGUAGCUCAAGCACCUAA